UGCUCACCAGCCCAAAGCGAUGCAUUAUUGAUAUUUUUGCUGCUAUCUCUUUAAAUGGGAUUGGUCUGUUUUGUGUGCGUGUGCAUGUGAGAGAGAAAGAGACAGCGAGUGGGAGGCAAGCUUUGUGUGGAGAAACAGAAUGAACGGGUUGUUAUUUUAGGCUAGGACAUUAAUUCACUUGUUUAAUAUUUCUUUCCAUACACAUAUGAAGUGGUAUUUUCCGGCUUUGGUACUGAGAGAGGUUUACAUCUCAAAUUAUCCUCACCUCCGCAAGGAAAUAACGGGCAGGGCUGCUGCUGCUGCUGCUGCUACUGGUAUAUUUAUUUAUUUUCCCUCAUGCGUCCUGCAACGUUGUGGGAAACGCGAUCGAGCCAGGCAGCGAUCUCUGAUUUAUGAUGGAUUAAUGGUCGUGUGAGCUGCAUAUGAAAGAAAGGCUUCCAAUGCUGAAUAUGUCCACUCCCAGUGACCUCAAGUCUCCCUGCGUGACGCGGAACGGCAUGGUCAAGCUGCCCCCCCAGCCCAACGGCCUCGGUUCGGCCAGCAUCACUAAAGGCACACCAGCUGCCAAGAAUCGCCUGUGCCAGUCGUCCUCUGUGCCCACCAUUUUGCCUCCCCCGAGCCUGCCCUAUCACCUGGAGCCCCUGCCCACAGCCGCCUCACUGCUGGGCCCUGACUUGGACACAAGCCCUGUGACUGCCAUCAAACCUCCCCUCCGGCAAUUUCCCAAAACCCUGCUGGAGAGACAACUGGUGCUGGACGAAAAGGUGCUGAACCGGCUCUUAUGGUACUUCACCACAGCAGAAAAGUGCAUUCUUGCCCAGGUGUGCAAGACAUGGCGGAAAGUGCUCUACCAGCCCAAGUUCUGGGAAGGUGUGAUGCCCAUUCUGCAUGCCAAGGAACUCUACACUAUCCUGCCCAAUGGGGAGAAGGAGUUUGUUAGCCUGCAGGCUUUUGCUCUUAGAGGCUUCCAGUCCUUCUGUCUGGUGGGGGUCUCUGAUUUGGACAUUUGUGAGUUCAUCGACAACUAUCCGCUGUCAAAGAAAGGAGUCAAGUCUGUCAGUCUUAAGAGGUCGACUAUCACAGAUGCAGGACUUGAGGUGAUGCUGGAACAGAUGCAAGGGCUGAUGCAUCUUGAGCUCUCCGGCUGCAAUGAUUUUACAGAAGCCGGCCUGUGGUCCAGCCUGAAUGCGCGGCUUACCUCUCUCAGCGUCAGCGACUGCAUCAACGUGGCAGACGACGCCAUCGCCGCCAUUUCUCAGCUCCUUCCCAACCUAUCGGAGCUCAGCCUGCAGGCCUAUCAUGUGACCGACACGGCAAUGGCCUACUUCACCGCCAAGCAAGGCUACACCACCCACACGCUGCGUCUGAACUCCUGCUGGGAGAUCACCAACCAUGGUGUAGUCAACAUGGUGCACAGCCUUCCCAACCUCACCUCCCUCAGCCUGUCGGGUUGCUCGAAGAUCACAGACGAUGGCGUGGAAUUGGUUGCAGAGAAUCUGAGGAAGCUCCGGAGUCUGGAUCUGUCCUGGUGCCCCCGUAUCACUGACAUGGCCCUGGAGUACAUCGCAUGUGACCUACACAAAUUGGAGGAGCUGGUUCUGGACCGAUGUGUGCGGAUCACAGAUACAGGCCUGGGCUACUUAUCUACCAUGUCAACACUGAGAAGUCUCUACCUGCGCUGGUGUUGUCAAGUGCAAGACUUUGGGUUACAGCAUCUAUAUGGCAUGAGGAGUCUUCGUCUUCUCUCUCUAGCAGGGUGCCCUCUGCUGACCACCACUGGCCUAUCAGGCCUGAUCCAACUGCAGGAGCUAGAGGAGCUGGAACUGACCAACUGCCCGGGUGCCACAGCCGAACUCUUCAAAUACUACUCCCAGCAUCUGCCGCGCUGCAUGGUCAUCGAGUAGAGCAAAGAGUUUCAUGGGCACCAGCACCCACCACAUCACCAAAACCUCCUCCUACAGACUGAUGAUAAACCCAACUUCAUCCUGGACUCACAGGGAGAAUCAAUGAGAGAAAUUGAAAGGAAGUUUAUUUUCUGGAGGGGUGAAAAGGGAUCAUUGACAUGGAAGAUAAAAGAGAAAAAAGGUCGGAAUGGGCCUGGAGUGGCGAGCGAGAGGGAAAAUGUACAAAGCGCAGUGGCUAGAUCUUUCAUUAAAUAACAUGACACAUAGGAAUCAGGCCCCACACAUACAUGAAACAUGUUCCUCCACUGAACUGUGAGACUAGCUUCCAUGUCUCAUCCAAAACUGUUUAUCUUGAAGUGACAAAGGUGUGCUGCCUGUUUGAGCUGUAUCCCAUAUCCAGGGAAAGAUAGAGAGGAACCGAGACGUUUAAGGGAAAGGACGAGGUUAAAGAGCCACCGCGACAGGGUCUCUUCGCUUUUGUCCAGCAGCACCUGGGUUUCUCGCUCCCCUCAGUGGUGCUGCCGCUCUAUGUUUGUGUCUUAUCAAAGGAAAAAGAUUGAGAACUUUAGAGAUGAACAGCUAUGUAGAUUUUCACAACGCUACUUGCUUUUUGUCAUGCGGUUCUCUUUUUGUCUUUUUUUUUUUUUUUUUUUAAAUAUUAUUUUUUUAAGUAUUAUUUUUGAUGAUAAGGAUUACUGUGAAACAUUUAUGGUAUGAGUUUGAGGUUUUGGACACUUUGAAUAAGAUGGAAAUCCAGGUACGGUGAAGGUACAGUAUUAAGAGGUACUGUCCUUUGAAAGGAACCAGCAUAAUCAGAAGUCAGGAGGUUAUUUUUUCCCCCAGCAGAUUGCUCUUUUAAAGACAUUUCCAGAUAUUUUGAGUUGCGGAGUGGAUCGGAUCGGAACUUCUCAUACAUUUUAAUGUGGUUCAAAGGGACUGUGGUUUGUACAAAAGACAGCUUGGCUUUUUUCAUCUGCCUGUUUUGUUUUAAUUCCAUUUUGAUGUCAAUUGAUAUUAGUGGCUUAUGUGCAGGUUUCCAUAUUAAUCCUGAUUUAAAUGAAGAUGAGAUCUUUGACUGAUCCCAUAAUGCAGCGGGGCCACGUGACGGCCUUUCACAGACUGAAACUGCACGUCAUUGCUUACCUGUCACCAGGCCAAACCAUUACAGCAUGGCAAUUCUGAAGUUUCUUACAGUCCGGGCGCAGUGACUCUUUCAGCCCAAAUGCUUUUAAAUACAUCUGAUUAAUACAGUUUACAGUGAUUUGCAUCAAAUGCAGAGGCAGGCCAGUGUAAUUAAAGUGAUCACAAACAUCCCACACAAGAUUAUUACAGUAGUCUCUCUUCAUCUAGCUUUUUUUUUAGUUUUGCUUUCCCAUUGAGCAAUACCCACAUGUCUGCUUUUAGAUUAGAUUAGUAGCACCUCUUUUUAUUUUCAGAGAUGCUGGGGGUUCUUCGCCCUCACAGUUGCGCUCAUCUGUGGUGCCUACCUCAUUGUAAAAUCGGGGUACAUGGGAUACAGUUCUGCAAGAGAAUUUACAGAAACCAAACAUUUCUUCUUUUCCAACCCGCUCCAUACCCCAUACCGAACCCUGCAUUUGUCUUCUCAGGAGAUUAAUGUGCUGCUCAGAUCAUCUCAGAUAGGUCUGCUGUGAUGUUAAAACCCUUAACGUUCACCCAGUCUCAAACUAUAACACAUGCAAAGUGGCAAAAAAUAUGGCAUGGUACACAAUUGCGGAGUCUUAGAUUGGUGAAUAAUUUAAUUAAAAGCAACCCUUAAGUUCUAACUAGUGAAAUGUUUACCUUUGAAUAUUAUAAUCAUACGAUUUGCUACUUUUUUUCUUCAGGAAAUUGUAGAAGAAUGUACUUGUGAGCUUUUAGAUCGAUUAACAUGCUAUAACGCACUCAAACCAGGGAUUUUGCCUGAACUACAUUAUCUGGACUGAAAAAAUAAUUAAAAAAUGAUUCUGACUAAAUAGCUCACUCUUAAAAAGAAAGGUUUCUAAAGCAGGAUUUCAGAGCGAUGGCAUAGAAGAACCUCUUUGGGUUCCCCAAAGAACCUUGUAGUACACGGUUUUUAAACAAGCCACCAUUUUGUCAACCUUUAUUUAUUAGAGCGUACCUUUGAGAUGAAUGAGACUUCUAAAAGACAGCUAGCUAUUAUAGACCUCUUUGAUUUAAACAUGAAGCUAUCUUACUCAAAAAAGUGGAGAACAAAUCUAAUGGAUACUAUGCCAGGAUAAUUCCAACAUCACUGUUUUCAAAGUGAACACUACCCUUUCCCACACUAAAUCACCUAAGCUUUUUACAGAUUGUAUCUACUAAAAGAUACAUUUGCAUAAACAUUAGCACUCACCUCAGACAGUCGAUCUCUCUUCGUGUAUAUAGUGACCUGUUUAAUGGGGGGGUCACAGCUAAUCAGCGGUAGCGGUUGCUGCUUAUCCAGGCGAGAUCCCCUGAGACUUUUAAUCUCACUACCUUGUGUGACUUUAUCUUUUGAAUCAUUGAAGUUGUUACAUAUUUAUUUGCUUUUACUUAUCAUUAGUAGGGGGUUAAUUUAUUGACACGAUGCACAUAUUUAUUUAUUUAUUACUUUUACGAGGACGAUACUAGGUUUAUUUAUAGGCAGAACAGAGGGGGUAGCUGAGGAGACAGGAACUAGCGUGGGAAUUGGAGUUCAGUUUUUGUCAGAUGAAUUGGCUUUUUUUUUGCCAUGGUUUCAACGGUUCAACUGCAACCUCUGAGGCGCAUGUUUUUGGCGGGCAAACUGUUGACACAGCUGACAGAAGAAUGGAAGUGAAGGGCAAUAACUGGUUGACAGAGGCAUGGCUGACAGUGAGUUGACCUACCACUUCUAAUCCUCCUGCAGCCCAUUAUUUUUUUUUCUUAAUGACUAAUUUUGUUUUUGGUUGUAAAAUGGAUGUCAGUUGAGCUAUAGUGAAACGGCAUUGUCUCCAGGAUUGGAUGUUGAAUUCUGCACCAGGAGCUCAAAAUUUUGCUGUGUUUGGUUGAUUUGAGGUAUCCUGAUAACUGUUUGAAGACGUAUUGCAGUAUUACGUUUGUCUUUUAAAGAAAAUUAACUAGCGAAGGUUUAAAGGAAAUCCCAUCAAAUUGCUUUUCAUUCCACAUGUCUCCAUUCAUUGAUAACAUUUAACGGAACCAUUUGAGAUGAAUGAAAUAAAAAGAGAUUAUUAUUAUUAUAUCACUAAGGCAUUGCAUAGUAUUUGAGGACAAUUAUAUGAAACUGUCGGAGAUAUUGUAUUAAUCUUGUAUAAAUAAUAUUGUUUUGACUUCAAACCCGAGCCUUUUCCCUCUUUGUAUGGAAUCAGAGUUUAUGUGUGUGGGAUGGAUUUUUUUUCUUCACCUAAUUGAACCCUAAAUAUAAAUAUAACUCAUGCACUAACCCCACUGUAAUCUGUAAAUAUAUAUCAAUAUGUCGAGGUCAUCUGUCGGAAGGUUUCAACUGUUUUUCAGGCUGCCUGCUCUAAUCGCGCACGUCUAUACCGCUCAGCAGAGAAACCUGGUCAAGAAAAGAGGCAAGAUAUGCAAAAAGGUUCAUGUCUUUUAGCGAUGAAUCACAUCAGCAAUCGAUAAUAUAAGAGACUUAAGCUUGUCUCACUUUGUACAUUGAGCUAAUAUCAAAGACAUGUUAAUACGGGCUAAAUGCAAGAAUAUUAACAGAUGUUUAUUGUGUCUACAUUGACACUGCGUGGGCAGCGCGCGUACGCCUGCUGUCGUCCUCAUAUGAUCGAGGCAGGGUUACUUUUCCGAGUCUAUAAUGAAAUACUGGUACUACUGUGUGAAUUUCGCUUUCCUACAAGACAAUUCUGGCUGGCAGAUAUAUGGAGGGUUUCUGUCUGAUUUACACUGUAAAUUUAAACCAUUUUCAAGGCCAGUUUCCAUGAAUAGUGCUCCUCUAUUCUUGCUCUCUAAAGGAGUUUUACUAGCUUACCACAUCCAGAGUGUGUUGGCAGUUUCUGUUCACCCUCCAGCUUGCUUUUAACUCUAAAUGUCUGGCGCUUUUAAUUGUUAAGCGAAUAGAAUAAAUCAUCUGUUCCUCUAACUCUUCCCAGCUAACAUAUUCAUACCAGGAUUGUUUCUUUUUAUAAAUUUGAGAAAGACAUGAUUCAACAACAGAGAACGACUCUUUUGUUGACUCUUUGUAUGUACGUGUACAUGUAAUACUAAAACAAUAUUAGUAAUGCUUUUGACAUUCAUACAGGGUCAGUAACAACAACUUUUAUUCUGGUGCAAACACUUGGUUUGGGUGACUGUGGUUCAACAGCCUAAUGAGCAAUGUUAGAUAUCCUCCUCACACUGAUUAUCUAAAAUGUUUCUUUCAUUUAUUUGGUAUUUUAUUUCUCUGGUGUGACAUGAGCAUGUCACAGCUCUCGGUUCUUUAAGGUACAUUUCUUUUUGUAAAUACUGUUGUGGUGGUUAAUUUAAAAUGGAAGAGAAAAAAAAGAACGUUUUAUGAACUCCAUCUCAUGGCUGCAGUGCCUUGUCAGACAAGCGUUGUUGUUUUCAAUUGGUUGGUUCCAGUCUGCACCAUUUUAGUAAAAGUUGUACAAAAUAA
Molecule: messenger RNA, 6477 nt
Organism: Ctenopharyngodon idella (grass carp)
Lineage: Eukaryota; Metazoa; Chordata; Actinopteri; Cypriniformes; Xenocyprididae
Gene: fbxl16
Product: F-box and leucine-rich repeat protein 16
Exons: 6
Coding region: 423-1904 (493 amino acids)
Biological process (GO): SCF-dependent proteasomal ubiquitin-dependent protein catabolic process
Cellular component (GO): SCF ubiquitin ligase complex
Molecular function (GO): protein binding
Source: RefSeq, a predicted model, not a curated record